AUGACGUCGAUUGGUAUAUCUACGGCUUGGGACAGACAACCGUCUUCUGAGCGUAAUUUGUAUGCUUGUGUUGCUGGCCAUGCCCAAGGGCCUGAGCACAGAAGCCUCGAGCACGUCGUAUCCUGGGGAGUCUGCACCGAAUGCAAUGCCAUGGAUCCUCCCACAUCCAGCAUGAACUCGGCCUCCUACCAGGGAAUCUCUGUCUUUUGCGACCGCGCGCGGACUCUCCAGCCCUCACCCAGCGGGAAGGAUAAGAGUAAUUUCUCCCCCAAAGCGGAGACUUGCACGGUGCGCAGCUUCUAA
This is a messenger RNA of Penicillium chermesinum, 303 nucleotides long. RefSeq lists its product as uncharacterized. Bases 1 to 303 code for a protein of 100 amino acids. NCBI's taxonomy places the organism in Eukaryota, Fungi, Ascomycota, Eurotiomycetes, Eurotiales, Aspergillaceae. The record is from RefSeq and is a predicted model, not a curated record. The transcript has a single exon.